This is a messenger RNA of Daphnia magna, 909 nucleotides long. RefSeq lists its product as uncharacterized. The transcript has a single exon. The record is from RefSeq and is a predicted model, not a curated record. Gene Ontology annotation, molecular function: nucleic acid binding. The coding region runs from base 1 to 909 and encodes 302 amino acids. Gene Ontology annotation, biological process: DNA integration. Lineage: Eukaryota; Metazoa; Arthropoda; Branchiopoda; Diplostraca; Daphniidae.
AUGUUCCCAAACAAGAAAACCACGGAACGGUGUCUCAUCGACGAAUUCCGCAGCUUCUUCGUCUCAAUAGGAGGCGUCCCGAUCAAAAUCUGGUCCGACAACAGCCUAUUCCCCGCGGUCGAGCUCCAGGACUUCCUGCGUGAUUGGAACGUCGGAUGGGGGUCAUCAUCGCCGCAUUACCCGCAAUCCAACGGCAGAGCCGAAGCAGGGAUCAAGGCCAUUAAAGCUCUCGUUGCCAGAUCACGAACGGGCGGCGCAUUCGACCAAAACAAAAUGGCCAAAGCGCUCCUCCUCUACCGGAAUGCACCGCGCAUGGGCCUCCAGUCGCCCCCUCAACUAAUCUUCAACCGACCCAUCCGCGACGGAUUACCGGCACACAGGAGAUCUUUCGUGUCGGAAUGGCAAAAGGAAGCCAGGGAGAUUGAGCAGAGGCAGCACAAGAUGUUGGAAAAGUCAACAACGCACUACAACCGUGACGCGAAGGACUUGCCAGAGCUAAGCGUAGGCGAUCACGUACUCAUCCAAAAUCCGGAUUCCAAUCGAUGGGUUACACCCGGAGUGGUAGUGGAAACUGGCCCAAACUGGGACUACAUGGUCAAAACACCAUUUGGCCGAAUUUUCCUGCGGAAUCGCCGAAUGCUCCGCAAAAGGACGGUGGUAAUGCCGGGAACGAUUUCACCAGCCGAAAACGCGUCAACAGCAGCGGCGGAACCAAUUCAACCAGCCCCCGCCACUGAAAGAGCAGCACUUAUCACCACAGCACAGCCGGAGAAAAGAAUAGACGGGCAGCAGGGCCAGAAAGUUGAAGUUGGACGCGGCCGAGAACGCGGCCGGAUCCCGCCCACGCGCCAGUCAAUCCGCAUUACCUUGCCUAGCAACCGAUACCCGGCGGAAGAGUGGAAUGCAUAA